AUGUCUUCAUCUCCUCCACUGAAGAGGCAACGUACAUCUUGUUUGGUAGACUCCAACCAGCACAACGACCUAAGCGUACCCGAAACGUUCAAUCACUCAAACGGAAUGGAGACGAACGGUGAGGUGGAGGAAUUGGAUGAAGGGCUCUACAGCCGUCAAUUGUAUGUUCUCGGAACCGAAGGAAUGCGCCGGAUGGCAACCGCUGACAUUCUAGUUUCAGGCCUCGGCGGUUUGGGGGUUGAGGUGGCGAAGAACAUAAUACUUGCUGGGGUCCGAUCUGUCACGCUGCACGACCCCGAUCCCGUUAGUUGGAGUGACCUCUCUUCCCACUUUUUCGCUGGCUCUGAUGACAUAGGACACGGGAAGGCGGAGGUAUCCAGACAUAAGUUAGCCGAGCUGAACAACCACGUAUCAGUCCAUGUGCUAAAUAAGCCGAAGAUUACAUCAGAAGAUAUCCGGAAGUUCACAGUGGUUGUCUUCACACAAGGUUCCCACGAAACAUGUUUAGAGAUUGGCAAGGUUUGUCAUGACCUUGGUGUUAAAUUCGUCGCCGCUGCAACGAGCGGAGUUUUCGGGAAAGUUUUCUGCGAUUUUGGAGCCGAGUUCGUCGUGUCUGAUCCCACUGGUGAGGAUCCACCUUCAGUGAUGAUCCAACAAAUCGAAAAGUCUAAGCAGGGUCUGGUUACUUGUUUGGAAGAAACGCGGCAUGAUUUUGAGGAUGGAGACUACGUAACGUUUUCUGAAGUAAAAGGAAUGACUGAACUCAAUGGAUGUGAGCCGCGGAAAGUCAAAGUUAUCGGGCCGGAUGCUUUUGUUAUCGGUGAUACAUCGACAUUGAGUGACUAUUUAUCAGGUGGGGUUUGUACUAAGGUAAAAAUGCCGCAAACACUGACCUUCAAACCAUAUGCAGACGCUUUUUCUCAACCGGAAUUCCUAGUCACGGACUUUACCAAGUUUGACCGUCCAUCCCAAAUUCACCUGUGUUAUGCUGCUUUGUCUGAUUAUGCCCAAAAGCACAAGGGCGCCUACCCUGGAACGUGGAAUCAGUCUGAUGCGCAGGAGUUCAUUCAGUGUGUUCGUAAUUUGAAUGCUUCCCUGAAGGAUACUGGUGCGUUCGUUAGCGAGCUAGAUGAGCACCUUUGCAGCUUAUUUGCCUACACAUCCAAUGGACAGUGUUGCCCGGUUCAGGCGGUUAUUGGUGGGUUUGCAGCCCAGGAAGCUUUAAAAGCAUGUACCGGAAAGUUCAAACCCCUAAUGCAAUGGAGUUAUUUUGACGCCAUCGAGUGUUUACCGUCCUCGGUGUCCGUAGCGGCAGAGAAAUGUAACAAGGAGCUGGUCGUUGGCGAGGGUGAUGCGGCUCCUCGAGGAUCUCGGUAUGAUGGUCAAAUAGCCAUUUUCGGGCAUCAGUUUCAGGAGAAAUUGAACCGGUUAAAGUAUUUCAUGGUGGGCGCUGGGGCAAUUGGCUGUGAACUUCUAAAGAACUUCGCGCUUAUGGGCGUGGGAGCCAGUCCCUCUGGGAAGGUUACAGUUACCGACAUGGACUCAAUUGAGCGUUCUAAUUUGAACCGGCAAUUCCUUUUCCGUCCUUGGGACAUAUCCAAGAUGAAAUCGACAGUCGCAGCCGCAGCGGUGAAGCGGAUGAAUCCAGAGAUGAAUAUUGAAGCUCAUGAAAAUCGUGUUGGACCAGAAACGGAAGGCGUUUAUGAUGACAGCUUCUUCGAAUCCCUGGACGGUGUUGCAAACGCAUUAGAUAAUGUGGAGGCACGUACCUACAUGGAUCGUCGUUGUGUCUAUUACCGAAAGUCCCUCUUAGAGUCUGGGACACUUGGAACAAAAGGCAACGUCCAGGUCGUCAUUCCAUACCUCACUGAAUCGUAUUCGUCUUCACAGGAUCCUCCAGAAAAAUCAUUCCCCGCGUGCACCCUAAAGAACUUCCCUUACUUGAUUGAACAUACUCUACAGUGGGCCAGGGAUCUUUUCGAAGGCUUAUUUGCACAACAGUCACAAAGCAUAGCCUCCUACAUUCAUGAACCGGCUAAAUUCAUUGAGCGCGCGCUCGCUGGACCAGGUAAUCAACCCUUUGAAACACUAGAGACUCUGAAGGCAAACUUGGUGGACAAGAGACCAUCGAAGUUCGAAGAUUGCGUUACUUGGGCGCGUCUUGUAUGGCAGGAUUUGUUCGCCAACACUAUAUCUCAGCUGCUCUUCAACUUCCCUCCGGACCACGUUACUGCGAGCGGGGCGCCGUUUUGGUCGGGCACAAAACGUUGCCCACACCCCCUAGAGUUUAGUGUCCAUGACCAUACGCAUCUAGACUUUGUCGUUGCCGCAGCCAACUUGCGUGCCUAUGUGUUUGGCAUCCCGCAGUGUCGCAACUUGACCAAAAUUGUCCCAAUGAUUCUUUCCGUCCCUGUACCGCCUUUCAAACCCCGCACCGGAGUGCGAAUAGAUGUGACUGAGGCGGAGGCGCAAUCUCGCCUCACAGUUCCCACAGCCGAUGCUGCUCGAUUAGACGACUUGCGUGGAGCGCUCGCAAGUCUUAAGAACCUCUCGGAUACCAAAAUCAACGUGGUCGAGUUUGAAAAGGACGAUGACACCAACUUUCACAUGGAUUUCAUCGUGGCUGCUAGCAAUCUGCGAGCCAUGUGUUACGAUAUUCAGCCGGCAGACCGUUUGAAGAGCAAGCUCAUCGCUGGAAAAAUCAUUCCCGCCAUUGCUACAACCACCAGCCUAGUCGCCGGUCUCGUUUGCCUGGAGUUGUACAAACUGGUUCAAGGCCACAGGGACCUGUCCCUUUACAAGAAUGCCUACGUCAACCUUGCCGCACCAUUCAUCACUUUCUUCGAACCGCUGCCCCCUGCAAAGUCUAAGUACUUCGACACGGAAUUCACACUUUGGGAUCGAUUCGAACUAGAAGGGCCGAUGACACUGCGAGACUUUUUGGAUCACUUUAAAAAUGAGUACAAACUUGACGUGACAAUGUUGUCGCAAGAUGUCUCCAUGCUGUAUGCGUUCUUCAUGCCCGAGGCAAGACGAAAAGAACGCCUUGCGAUGUCUCUUCGCCAGUUGGUUGAGACCGUCAGCAAGAAACGCAUCCCACCCCACGUGAGGGCCUUGGUUUUCGAUCUUUGCUGCAGCGGUGCGAAUGGUGAGGACGUCGACGUGCCUUACGUUCGUUAUCUUCUCGACAACAACGCGAAUUCAACAUCACUUGUGUUUGUGUCUUCGUGCACAAGCAUUUGGUUGGUUCGUGUUCAAUCUGCUGUGUUACACACUUAUUUCUCCAACUACGCUGCCCAUUUGGCCCCACUAUAUUUACUUUCAUCGCCACCAAUGUCAGAUGAGCUCCUGUUGCAACUGUUUGCCGUCGUAGGUGUUCGUCGGCUUUGGACGCAAUACUGUCUCAGUCGUUCUGACUUUUCACCGUUUUCAUUGUUGGGGUCGAUGAUUGUCACAGUGGUAUUCUGUGGUAUUCCUCAGCUUACAGAUAGGAAGACCCGUGGUUCGAACCCAACCUCAGCAUCUCUACUGUCCCUGUCUAGGCUUGGGCAACAUGGUAAUUUCUCAGCCCUCACUCCUACUUCCAAUAUCAUGGCAGCUAGGAACCGAAAGGGUGCUACAGCUGAACACUUGUUGUUUCUUGUCUUUAAAGAGCGUCUUGGCAGCCCCUCCGACUGUGGUCAAAAGCUCAGGAAAUUCCACGCGUGGGUUUGUCGGGUAGGGAGGCUAGCACCAAAGUCGACCAUGACAUGGUGCUUUGACGACGGAAGAACGGUUAACUUCCAUCCGUACGUUUUUCAGCGGUUAUCUCUUGAUCCUAGUCUGCCAUCUCAAAGGGUUUUGUGA
Opisthorchis viverrini is the source of this 3846-nucleotide messenger RNA. RefSeq lists its product as hypothetical. Gene Ontology annotation, biological process: DNA damage response; protein ubiquitination; ubiquitin-dependent protein catabolic process. Gene Ontology annotation, molecular function: ubiquitin activating enzyme activity. The record is from RefSeq and is a predicted model, not a curated record. Bases 1 to 3846 code for a protein of 1281 amino acids. Gene Ontology annotation, cellular component: cytoplasm; nucleus. The transcript has 18 exons. NCBI's taxonomy places the organism in Eukaryota, Metazoa, Platyhelminthes, Trematoda, Opisthorchiida, Opisthorchiidae.